Humulus lupulus (European hop) is the source of this 1422-nucleotide messenger RNA. RefSeq names its product dol-P-Man:Man(5)GlcNAc(2)-PP-Dol alpha-1,3-mannosyltransferase. Gene Ontology annotation, molecular function: dol-P-Man:Man(5)GlcNAc(2)-PP-Dol alpha-1,3-mannosyltransferase activity. Gene Ontology annotation, cellular component: endoplasmic reticulum. The transcript has 13 exons. The coding region runs from base 88 to 1374 and encodes 428 amino acids. The record is from RefSeq and is a predicted model, not a curated record. Lineage: Eukaryota; Viridiplantae; Streptophyta; Magnoliopsida; Rosales; Cannabaceae.
AAAAAAAAAACCAUAAAAUGAAGCCAUAUAAAACGGAAGUUACACAUAUUGAAUCGGGUCGUUCCAAGCUUCAAGGUCGAUUCAACUAUGGCGGACAAAUCGGCGACGCAACGGCACACAUCGGAGAGAAUGGCAGCCAAUUUUUUCCGAAACCCUAAUCUAAUUUUCCCUUUCGCUUUGAUCUCCGCUGAUGCCCUGCUCAUUUCUCUAAUUAUCGCUUACGUCCCUUAUACGAAGAUCGAUUGGGACGCUUACAUGUCCCAGGUCAUUGGGUUUCUUGGUGGGGAAAGAGAUUAUAAGAACUUGAAAGGUGACACAGGGCCAUUGGUCUAUCCAGCUGGGUUUCUAUAUGUUUAUGCUGCUAUCCGCUAUGUUACUGGUGGAGAAGUUUACCCGGCUCAGAUUUUGUUUGGAAUUUUGUACAUCAUAAAUCUGGGAAUCAUCUUGGCCAUCUAUUUGAAGACUGAUGUGCUUCCUUGGUGGGCUCUAAGCCUGCUUCUUCUUUCAAAAAGAGUUCACUCUAUUUUUGUUCUCCGUCUUUUUAACGACUGUUUUACUAUGUUGCUCCUUCAUGCUUCACUGGCUUCCAUUAUUUACCAAAGGUGGCAUCUGGGGUUGAUCAUUUUCAGUGGGGCAGUUUCAAUAAAGAUGAAUGUACUACUUUAUGCUCCACCUCUAUUAAUCCUUAUGCUAAAGGCUAUGGAUAUUACUGGAGUGAUAUCUGCUUUAGCUGGUGCUGCACUUGUGCAGAUACUUUUGGCACUGCCUUUUAUCAUAUCAUAUCCAUUUUCGUACAUAUCAAGAGCCUUCAAUCUUGGACGAGUCUUCAUCCAUUUUUGGUCAGUUAAUUUUAAGUUUGUUCCAGAGCAAAUAUUUGUUUCAAAGUCAUUUGCAGUCUCUUUGUUGAUUGCUCACCUCGGUCUGCUUAUUGCUUUUGCUCAUUAUAGAUGGUGCAAGCAUGAAGGAGGCCUUCUGAAUUUUUUGCAUUCUAUACUUGUCUCAAUAAAAUUAAGAUUAUCACGUUCCACCUUGAAGAAUUCUAAUAAUGGUCAUAGAUCACUGAAGGUUCUCAAAGCAGAACAUAUUGUCACAACAAUGUUUGUCGGAAACUUCAUUGGCAUUAUAUGCGCCCGAUCAUUGCAUUAUCAGUUCUACUCAUGGUAUUUCUAUAGCAUACCUUAUCUGCUUUGGAAGACUCGUUAUCCUACUUUGUUACGUGUACUUUUGUUUGUUGGAACAGAGUUCUGCUGGAAUGUUUAUCCUUCAAAUGCUUAUUCAUCAGCACUCCUGUUAUGUCUCCAUUUAGUAAUAUUGUUUGGUCUGUGGUCUGCUCCAUCUGAAUUUCCAUAUGUAAGCAAUAAAAAAACUGAAUAGAGACAAGACAAGACCUAUAAAACACAUUCAAGUGUUUCUUUGUGUUGC